Messenger RNA from Danaus chrysippus (African queen), 273 nucleotides. The record is from the annotation of a GenBank genome assembly. Lineage: Eukaryota; Metazoa; Arthropoda; Insecta; Lepidoptera; Nymphalidae.
AUGUUAAACAGACGCAGACAUCGCAGACGAGCCGGCGCGGCGCGGCCAGGAGAGUGCGAUGUACAAGAGGAAGAGGGAUCACGAGACAAAGCACGCGCGAGGAAAAGGGAUCACGGAAUAAAGCGCGCGAGGAAAAGAGAUCACGAAAUAAAGCGCGCGAAGAAAAGGGAUCACGCAUUCGACCGUCAGAGGUCGCAUAUUAAUGUGGAAUGUUUAUGGUUCUACCGCUUUAUUUUAUUCCCAUCAAAUAUUGUUACAAUAAAACAACACUAA